UAUUUUCUCUUCCUUCCUUAGCCAUUAAAAAGAACAAAAAAAAGUCAAAAAAAAGGGGAAAAAAAUACAAACCAGAAAAAUUCGAUUUUUUUUUUCUUUCAUCUUCUUUGUUCUCCUUCUCUCUGUUCUUCUCAUAGUCCUAAGUUCAUAUUUUGCAGAGUAGACAAAGAUUCAAAAACAUCCUGUAACCAGUCUGGUCUUUGCUGUAAACUAUUCUCUUUUUAUGAGUACAGCUUUGGCUAUAUUUUAUUCAAACCAAACCCAAACCCCAACACUCAAAAUCUGAAAAAAAAAAAUUCAGUUUCUUGAUCUAUUCAUUACCUUGAUCAGUCUUUCAUGGGACCGUUACUUCUACUAGAUUUCUUGUCUUAAAAGGUUUUGUUUUUUCUCUGUUGAAUCAAAAUGGGUAUUGAAAAGUUCGGAGCUUUCAUCUUGAUUCCAACGAUUUCGAUCUUGAUUUGCAUCUGCCAUGGAUUCAAACCUCAAGACAAUUACCUAAUCAACUGUGGCUCACCAAGCAAUGGAACCUUAAUGAGUCGAGUCUUCAUGUCUGAUAAGCUCUCUUCGAACUUGCUUACUUCUCCCAAAGAGAUCCUCGCUGGCGAAGGCUCAGACGUUUACCAGACGGCAAGAGUCUUCACCGGAGUCUCUACCUACAAAUUCUCUGUUUCUCCUGGUCGUCAUUGGGUUCGUCUCCAUUUCAAUCCUUUUGACUACCAAAGCUUCAAAAUGAGUUCAGCUAAAUUCACAGUUUCGUCUCAGUCUCAUGUGCUUUUGAGUGAUUUCAGUGUUAGUAGUACUAGACUUGUGAAAGAGUACUCUUUGAAUGUUGAUAAGGAUGAUUUAGUCCUCACGUUUACUCCCUCCGGUGGUUCGUUUGCGUUUGUGAAUGCUAUUGAAGUUAUCUCAGUUCCUGAUACAUUGAUCACUGGUACACCAAAGUUUAUAGGCAACCCUGCGCAGAGUCAGGACAUAUCUUUACAAGCUCUUGAAACGAUUCAUAGAGUGAACAUGGGAGGUCCGCUUGUAUCGGCUAACAACGAUACACUUACGAGAACUUGGGUGCCUGACUCAAGUUUUCUCCUUGAGAAGAACUUAGCUAAGACUGUCUCUAAAGUUGCAACUGUUAACUAUGUUAACGGUUAUGCUACAGAGGACUCUGCUCCAAGAGUUGUUUACGGUAGUUGCACUGAGAUGAACUCCGCGGAUAACCCCAAUAGCAACUUCAAUGUCACAUGGGAGUUCGAUGUUGAGCCAGGCUUUCAGUACUACUUCCGCUUCCACUUCUGCGAUAUCGUUAGUUUGGCUCUAAACCAGCUUUACUUCAAUCUUUAUGUUGACUCAAUGACUGCUGCUACUGAUAUUGAUCUUAGCACUCUUGUGGAUAACACAUUGGCUGGUGCGUACUCGAUGGAUUUUGUCACGCAGUCGCCUAAGAGUACUAAUAAAAUCCGUGUGAGCAUCGGUCCAUCGACUGUUCACACGGAUUAUCCAAACGCGAUUGUGAAUGGUUUGGAGAUCAUGAAGAUGAAUAACUCUAAAGGUCAGCUAAGUACAGGGGAUUUUGUGCCCGGUAGUAGUAGUUCAAGCACUAAGCAGAAUCAUGUUGGGAUGAUUAUAGGUUCAACCAUUGGUUCGUUGAUUGCGUUAGUCUUCUUGGGAGGUUGCUUUGUGUUGUAUAAGAAGCGGAAACGUGGCCAAGAUGGUCAUUCGAAGACUUGGAUGCCGUUUUCAAUAAAUGGAACUUCAGCUACAAUGGGAAGCAAAUACUCUAAUGGUACUACGCUUACAAGUAUAACUACCAAUGCCAACUACCGUAUUCCCUUUGCUGCUGUGAAAGACGCUACGAAUAACUUCGACGAGAGUCGUAACAUUGGGGUGGGAGGUUUUGGUAAAGUUUACAAAGGAGAGCUUAAUGAUGGCACAAAGGUAGCUGUGAAAAGAGGGAAUCCAAAAUCUCAGCAAGGGCUUGCGGAGUUCAGGACAGAGAUCGAGAUGUUAUCGCAGUUUCGUCAUCGUCAUUUGGUUUCUCUGAUUGGUUAUUGUGAUGAGAACAAUGAGAUGAUACUGAUAUAUGAGUAUAUGGAGAAUGGAACAGUAAAGGGUCAUCUUUACGGGUCAGGUAACCCUAGCUUAACGUGGAAGCAACGGCUUGAGAUCUGCAUUGGCGCGGCUAGAGGGUUGCAUUACCUUCACACUGGUGACUCGAAACCUGUCAUUCACAGAGAUGUGAAGUCUGCAAACAUAUUGCUAGACGAGAACUUCAUGGCUAAAGUUGCAGACUUUGGACUGUCCAAGACUGGACCUGAGCUUGAUCAGACUCAUGUAAGUACUGCUGUGAAAGGAAGUUUCGGGUAUCUUGAUCCUGAGUACUUCAGAAGGCAACAGCUCACUGAGAAAUCCGAUGUUUACUCCUUCGGGGUUGUUCUCUUUGAGGUUCUCUGUGCUAGACCUGUUAUAGACCCAACACUUCCAAGAGAGAUGGUGAAUCUUGCUGAAUGGGCAAUGAAAUGGCAGAAGAAAGGGCAGCUGGAUCAGAUCAUUGAUCAGUCGCUUCGCGGUAACAUCAGACCGGAUUCGUUAAGGAAAUUUGCGGAAACAGGUGAGAAAUGUUUGGCGGAUUACGGAGUAGAUAGACCAUCUAUGGGAGAUGUGUUGUGGAAUCUUGAAUACGCUUUGCAGCUUCAAGAAGCAGUCAUAGAUGGUGAACCAGAAGAUAACAGCACGAAUAUGAUUGGUGAAUUGCCUCCACAGAUCAACAACUUCAGUCGUGGAGACACGAGUGUUAACGUUCCAGGGACAACGGGACAGUUCGAGGAAUCGAGCAUUGAUGAUCUCUCUGGUGUUUCCAUGAGUAAAGUGUUCUCUCAACUGGUGAAAUCUGAGGGAAGAUAGUGAGGGGAUUUUGGCACAUGUAGUGUGUGAUUCUUACAUACAGAAGCAGAAGUAAGCAAAUUAUGUAAACCAGGAAAAGCAUCAGGUUUUUUCUCAGAUAGGAUCUUUGUUCUCUGCUCGACCUGUUCUGUUCUGUUCUUCAUCAGUGAAAAAAAGUUUCCUCUGUUUCAUUUUUAUUCCUCUCUCUCCCUUUAUCCUGAGUUUGUAUUUUAUUGAUGUUCAUUUGAAAUUGUCUGAGAUUUGUUUGUUCUUUUUAUUAUAUGGAUGUUUUUAACACUCUUUGUUGUUUCAAUUGUAUUGUAAUUUUAGAGAAGUCAGAAUAUAGUUCUUUCUUGUUCUU
Molecule: messenger RNA, 3235 nt
Organism: Camelina sativa (false flax)
Lineage: Eukaryota; Viridiplantae; Streptophyta; Magnoliopsida; Brassicales; Brassicaceae
Product: receptor-like protein kinase HERK 1
Biological process (GO): protein autophosphorylation
Cellular component (GO): plasmodesma; plasma membrane
Molecular function (GO): transmembrane receptor protein tyrosine kinase activity; ATP binding
Source: RefSeq, a predicted model, not a curated record